Molecule: messenger RNA, 699 nt
Organism: Etheostoma cragini (Arkansas darter)
Lineage: Eukaryota; Metazoa; Chordata; Actinopteri; Perciformes; Percidae
Gene: taf9
Product: TAF9 RNA polymerase II, TATA box binding protein (TBP)-associated factor
Exons: 3
Coding region: 1-318 (105 amino acids)
Source: RefSeq, a predicted model, not a curated record
AUGGAGUGGUGGGUCCUGUCUGACCCGGGUCUCUUUGUCUCUGCAGGAGCGCCGUCUGUCCAGUCCGUGUCCUCCAAAGUGGGAACGCCGGUGUCCCUGACGGGCCAGAGGUUCACCGUGCAGAUCCCGCCCCCCUCUCAGACGGUCACCACCAAAACCAUCACGCCGUCCACGCCCGCCGUCUCCAACGUCCUCAUCAACCCGUCUCUGAUUGGCUCCAAGAACAUCCUCAUCACCGCCAACAUGGUGCCGCAGACCUCGGCCGGCGACUCGCUGAAGAGGAAGCACGACGACGAUGACGACUACGACGCGUUAUGACGCCGCGACUGAAGACCUUGUUGUUGUUUUUUAAGUGAAUCGUCUUUUAAAUAAACGGGUUAGCUACCGUUCUCACCAGGAACUGAUCCAGAUCGUUAAGGACUCGUUAGUUUUGGGUUUCUACCAGACGAGACCCGCAGCUGCAGACCGUCGAUCGUUAAGGACCCGUGUCAAAUUAAGGACUUGUGUUAGAUUAAGGAUUUGUGUUAGAUUAAGGACUAAGAUUAAGGACUAAAUCCGUGUUAGAUUAAGGACUCGAGUUAGACCCGCGGCUGCAGACCGGGACCGCUCAGAUCGAGGACUGUGGAUUCAAACUAAAGAAGCCGACUCUGAUGUUCCUCUGAUUUACAAUAAAUCUUAAAAUAAAAACUGAGUUGCAUC